GGCCAGUCUAUCGUCAGUUGGGUGAGAGCCACCAGUGAAAGAGGUCCCUAUGCAGCGUUAUGUCGGUCUACGCCGCAAACUCGCGGCUGACCGGUAGUUUUCCGUUACAGACACACACUUCUGCACGGUCUCCACUGGCAGAGACCGGCGAUGCAGGUGAUAAUGGUGCGUAUAACAGUGGGAAAAGAGAAAUAAAUGGAGUCUGUGCGCGCGACCCUCUGGUCUCGACGAUAUGUAACGCAGGGAGGUCUAGUGGUCCACCUUGUAGUACGACAACUUGCAGUGCCAAAGCCUUUGAUACCAGUAGCCCUUCUUCGAGUGGUGCCAGUGAUUUCACAGUGAACAAAAGCAACCACGCGACUUGUAAUAGUUCUCAUAGUCAUCAUGUAAACCAGAGCAGUAGUAGUAAUAGUAGUCCUAGUAGCCAUGGCCCCAGUGAUAGCAAUGCCGCCGCCUCCUCCUCCUCCUCCUCCACCUCCCCCAAAUCGACAAAGGAUGCCAUGGGGAGUGACGGCGGCGGCGGCGGUGGCAGUAAUGGCUUCCACAGUGUUCGUAGUCAUAAUAUGAAUAAUUUAGGGGAAAGAUCCUCUCCUGCCAGUGCCCGAAGGACUGCCGGGGAGAGUUCCAGGGAGAGUCGAAUGGAUGCGAGCAACUUUCGCCUGAGACUAAGGAAAGGAAGCGGAGAAGGUGUCACCAAAAAGGGACCACUGGUGGCCAAACAUCCCUCCUCCGCGUCUUCUUCUUCCUCAGUCUCUCAGCCCACCAGUGCCAGCCAAGCCAAGGAGGUUCGAUCUCCUGUGGGGUCAGGUCCCCCUCCCCUCGGGUCCCAUCGGAGGAGAGGUGGGUCGCCCGACCCCCGGGCGUCGCUGGCUUCCAGCAGAACACGAAACCAGCCUCCGAGAGAUUCUCCCAGGUCGUCACCCAAGAAUUCCCCGAGGUCGUCACCCAAAUCGUCACCCGUUCGGCAACUCCACAGGGAGCGGUCUAUGAGCCCAGGCUCAAAGCGGUACAUCCCUCGAAGUGGUGUGGGCGUUUCCAGCCGAGUCCAUUCCUCAAGAGUGACCUCCACUCCCCCCUCCCCUCCCGUGAAGCGCACGACUCCGCCCACCUCCCCCAGGGUAAGGCGACAGCGGUCUCCCAGCGGGGGGGCAUCCGCCAGGAGGAAUCCGUCCCCAAAGGUCGGCGACAUCAUCUCAGCAGCCAAGACCCGCCCGAGACGGACUGCGUCUCCCGUCGCAGCGACCAGGGCGCCUUCCCGCCCGCCUUCGCCCACCGUCCUAGGAGCGGGAGGGUUCGGGUCCCACGCGGGUUCCUCCUCCUCUUCGUCCUCGUCCGCCCCCAGGCCUCCCUCGCCUAACACUGCAGGGGGAGGCCUGGGGGGUGCCAACACAGGUAGUGGCAACCAUAGGCCACCUUCACCAAAUACCCCAGGGGCAACCGGAGGCGGUGCCCUGGGAAGUUCCUCGAGUCAUCAUCAUCGUCGACCGCCUUCGCCCACAGCUUCGUCCGGCAGCGGCGCCGCUCGACCCCCGUCUCCCGGCGGGUCGAGACGUCCUCCCUCUCCCAGGGGAACGUCGCCGAGGGGGAGGGGCGCCUCGCCAGGAUCGCGCGGUCCGCCCAUCAGCGAGGAGAGCCUGGCGGCGAGGGUGAAGAGGGCGCUGAAGGCUCGCCUCUAUCUCCUUCACCAGCCUGGGCCGAACUCCUUCACCGUCGGGGGAGACUCGCCCACGCACAAGUACAAGGUCAUCAUAGGACCCCAGACGUGCUCCUGUGGUCAUGGUCCUUACUGUGUUCAUGUUCUGUUUGUGAUGGUGAGAGUUCUUCAAGUUCCUGAAGCCGAUCCUGUCCUGAUGGCAGGAUGUUUGAAAGAUUUUGAGAUUGAGCAGUUAAUGACUGCGUAUGAAGAGCGUCUAAAGAAGGCUGUGCGAGCCCGAGAGAGAAGGCAGAGUGGAAGUUCUGGUGUUGCAGGACCCCAGUCUUCAAGGGCAAAAGGUGGACGCUCAAGCCCUUCAACGCCAACGGGUCAACCGUCGUCAAGUUCAGACCCCACUAAUGGGGAUGAAGAUUCCUUGUGCCCUAUCUGCCUUAUGUGUAUGGUUGAGGGAGAGAGCCUGGUCAUGUGUGAGACAGGCUGCCACAAUUUCCUUCACGAGCACUGCAUGGCUGUUUGGGCUGAUGACCGAAAGGCCCAAGGGCAGCCUGUCCUGUGCCCCCUCUGCAGGUCACCAUGGCCUCUCAAGCACCACCCAAGACUUACACCAACUCUUGGGAGUACUUCUAUCACACGCUCUUCACAUGUUACUACCUCGAACACAUCUGCCAGAUCCCCACCCCUGGCACCUGACUAUGCUUUCCCUCUGAUGAGUGCAAGUUUCUCAGGCAUAUGCAGCAGUGGUCGUCAGAGCCCAACGUCGUUGGGUUUAAUGACGAGAUCGUUAACAUCAGCGUACCCCCAUACUCAUUCACCUUAUGCUGAUUCUGCUUAUUCAUCCCCUGGUGGGGGCCCAAAUUUUGGGAUUUUGGGGUCAGCCUAUCCACCCACUGUGAAAGGUGAAGUCUCAGCAGCCAUCGUAGCAAGUGCCUCAGAAGAAGCCGUUCCACUUCCCAGAAGUGAGCCCAUUCCAGCCGAACAUGAAUCUACUGCUGCUAGUUGGGUCAACGUGUUUGGCAAGGAACUCGUUGCCUGUCUGUUUUCACGUGACUGGGCUGUAAGGGAAACAGGCUUAAGAAGACUUGCACAUGAGGUGGUUAAAGUUUUACAUUGGGAUAGGUUGGUUACAGGUGAAGAGAAGAGACACCAAGUAAUUCAUUGUUGUGCUAAUAUUCUCGCCCAGGUGGCGAAUGACCCUGUUUACAAAGUGUACCUGGCUUGUUUGCGAUGUGUGCGAGUGCUGUUGUCACAUUUGAGUCCAUCAGGGGGAAGUGAAGUGACAGCACUUCAAGAAUUGUUCCGUCCACUAGUUCACACGUUACUUCUUAAGUGUGCCGAUGGUAACCGACGUACGUCACAGAUCAGCGUCGACUCCAUAUUGGAAUUAUGUCGAGGCCAAGAAGGUGAAUUGGCCUUGGGAACUCAGGUGACUCCAUCAUCAACACCUGGUCUGGGGGCCAUCUCUUAUGUUCUUUCCUGCAUUUUGGAUGAUACCCCACCUUCAGAGGCUCCAUGGCAAUGGCUUCUGGGGAGGCUGUGCGUCCUUGAUCGUCUCGUUGAUGAAUUUCCGUCAGAAUUUCAAAUGCAGUAUGUACCUUUGCAGCCAUCAGAAUCAGGAUAUAAAUUACAAAAUUAUGACCGCCUCAUGACUGUUGUUGAGUUUGCUUUCAAGGCACUUGGUAGCAGUCAUGCCACAGUGAGUAAAUUGGCUCGUCGUGUAUAUAUUUGUGGAGCUCGAUUUGCUGCAGCAGAACCUGCUGUGUUCCACCAAGUUUGUGAUAUGUUGGCAAAACUUGAUGUGUCGUUGCAGAUGCGGCUCAAACGGAGACUUCGGUCCAUGCAAGGUCAGCAUAGUGAUCGUAAAUCCUCCCUUGCAAGAAUAGAGGGAAAAUUGAGUCUUGGCACGUGGGAUCUCGGAGACACCACGGGUCCCAGAUUGGUUCGUUCUGUUUCACACUCUCCGUCUAGAAUGUUUUCUGCCCUUAGAUCGUCCUCACAAUCCCCGGCUCGUCAGCCAAUAUUGAGUUCUCCUACUAAAAAGGACAUUGAAAGGUCAUCUAAGGGACCCCCAACAGGCUCUGCAACAUCAUCCCCACCAAGACCUACACAUCUGCCACUGGAUAGUUUUGAAACAAAGUUUAAAGAAAAACAAGCAAAAUUACGACUUUACCAUAAAACUAAAACAAAACAGGAUGUGUCUUUCUUUGUACAAAACUUCAUUGAUUCUCCCAUGCAGCAGCACCAGAGACAUCAUCACUGGAGCCCCUUAAAAAUUGGAGGCUCUCUUAAUAGAGGUGGUCUCUCUCAAAGCCAUGGUGAUGCUUUAGACGUUUCUCCUCAGACACCUCUUAAAUCCAUUGCCCCUCCUCAGUUUUCCUUUAAAGAUGUAGUCAGCAGCCCUGCAACACCAACAGCACCUAAUUCUACUCCUGUUCGAGAAAGUGCACCACUGUUUGGGUAUAAUGAGCCUGGAUCCAAGCAGGUGGAAGAUCCUUGGACUGCUCAGGAAGCGCCACUGCCUGUUAUCCCGGGUCUUGAUCUUCUUCCAGCUCACCUUGAUGAUGCCUUACACCCUUAUGAGCAGAAUGUGGAGGGUGGACAGUACGAGGAAGGUCGGGAUUGGGUUAGAGGACCUCUGCUAGGAACUGGUGCCUUUUCUACUUGCUACCAAGCACGGGAUGUACGCACAGGAACACUUAUGGCUGUUAAACAAGUAUCUUUUUGUAGAAAUAGCGAGGAAGAACAAGGGAGGGUAGAGGCUUCUGUAGAAGAGGAGAUCUUGAUCAUGUCACGUCUUAGGCAUGCAAACAUUGUACGACUCUUGGGUGCUUGCAGGCACACAACAUCAUUUUCUGUAUUCACCGAAUGGAUGGCUGGGGGAUCUGUGGCCACUAUGUUGGACAAGUAUGGAAAAUUUUCAGAACAUGUUAUCUUGAAAUAUACCCGGCAGGUGUUAGCAGGAUUAGCAUACCUCCACGACAACAAAAUUCUGCACCGAGAUCUCAAAGGUGCAAAUUUGUUGGUGGAUAGUACUGGCCAGUGGCUUAGAAUUGCUGAUUUUGGUACAGCUGCAAAAAUGGCAAGCAAAUCUACUGUCACGGGAGAAUUUCAAGGACAGCUACUAGGUACUGUUGCCUUUAUGGCUCCAGAGGUUCUACGAGGUGAAGACUAUGGCCGUUCCUGUGAUGUCUGGAGUGUCGGUUGUUGUGUCAUUGAAAUGGCUACAACAAAACCUCCUUGGGAUGCAGACCAUGUCUCUAACCAGUUGAAGCUAAUGUACAAGAUUGCAUCAAGUGGUUCACCUCCACGUGUACCAGACACAUUGUCAGAUGCUGCCCGUGACUUGGCACUUAGUUGUCUAGAAAUCAAGAGUGAAAAGAGACCCCCAGCCAAGGAGUUACUUCAGCAUGCAUGUUUUGAUACAAAACCACCUUGAUCAACUCGCUCUGCCACAUAAGACUGCUGCUUGGUUUAUUUUGAAAGCUAUAAAAUAAUUCUUUCACUGUCAGUUUGAAUAUAAGAGAUUUUAAUUAUUUUUAUUUGGCAAAGCAAUCAGAAAUUCUUUUUGGGGUCCAAGUGAUUUUACUUUAAUUGGAACAGCAGCAGCAGACUUUCACCCUUGAAGUAAAUUGACAGUUUCAGAGCAAGAAAUUGGUUUUAAAGAUUGGGUUCCUUGUUAUAUUUAUUUUUUUAUUUUAUUUUUACCUCUACUUCUUAAAUUCUGAUAGUACAAAUUUUCACUAGGUUACUUUUCACUUCUUUGUUAUUGCUGAUCAUUUAUGGUCUUCUUGAUUAAACCUGGUAGAUGUGAAAGGGCAGAGCAUAUAGAGCAUGACAGAAGUCCAGCUCUGUAGUGUAUAUAUUGACAGUAUACACGUAGCUUAGUGUAGGUCAUAGGCGGCCUCCUCCAGGGCACCUGAUUUCUACUUGCAAGUAUGACUGAGGAUAUAUUCAGAAACUUUUUUUUUUAAUUUGGAAAUUGACAUAAAACAAUUUACUUGGUUUAAGUGUUAAUCUUCUAUCAAAUGUUCAGGUGUCCGAAGGAGCGGAGUCCCCAUGAAGGCGGAGUUAGAUCCCAUUGUCAACAAUGAUUGGUUCAUUUGAAGGCAAAGCACUUUUAUAAAUUGAAUUAUUGGCUAGUAUGUUAAUCAGUAAUUUUAAUUGUCAUUUGUUAAUUCUUUUUACAUGAUUAACCAACCAUAGCUGACAAUAGAGUUGUUCCACAAAAGUUUUUGGUAAAAUUUCCUUGUCAGUGAGUUUUAUUGCAGCUGCUGGUAUGGUGCUGUUUUCAUCUCACUAAACAGUUUUUGUUUCUUCACCAAGUAAGAUGUUGCUGAGCAGCAAAAUUUUGUAUUGAAGUUUCUCUUGAUAAAUUGACCAUUUACAUUCCUCAGCCACUUCUUACUAGUACUGUGACUGUGUGAGAAUGACUAGGUUAUGAACUCCGACUUGCCGUCACAAAUGGUGAAUUUUAUUGCAUUUGUUAUUUGUAACACUUUCAUAAGUGCAUACAGAUCUCAGUGUAAUUUAGGGGACCAACUUAUCUUUUAUUAUUAUUUAUGUAUUUUAUUUAAAUUAUUUCUCUCAUUUCCUCUCUCCCAUGGUAUCUUUUAACUUUUGUCCCCAUUUCCUGGUCUCAUUUUUUUCUUUGAAAGUGUUCAGGUGCACCUACUAGAUGUGGCAAAAUAAGUAUACUAUCUUGGUGAAGCAAUAAGAUAUGCAGAGUUUAAGUUGAAAAGAAUUAUUCAGCGAAGCUUUAGGAAUACUAUCUUUAAAGCUGAUGCCAAAUUUUACAAUGGUAUAAAGUUAAAGAUGAGGUUGUUUUAAGUAAGGCAAUGAACUCCUUACACAUAGGCUCAAAUGUUAGCAGGUAGUGGUAAAUUUAGACUGAUUUUCGAGUAGGCUAGAUCUAGUUUUGCAGUUACAUAGCAGUUAGGUAUAGUAUGUUUGCAGAAAAGUUAAAUUAGCAGUUUGUGUAGCAGUACAGCAACCUCGUCCUUAACUAAAUUGAUGCUAGACCCAAUUUCGUGGGUAUGUGUAAAAUAAUGAUAAUAUAAGAUCAUAAAGGUGAUGCUCUGUUCACACAGAUGGAAUUCUUGCAGUGAUGGGAAACAAACAAUUUUAAAGACUAUGGUCAGAAAGAUCAGGCAGUGCUUAGAAACCCCCCAGAUGCAGAAGUAAUGCUUUGAAUAAUGUUCUAGUCACAGGACAUGGAAUUUGUAAAUUUUCCACAAUUUUAUUUAUUUAAUAAAAUUUUUUUUUUACUAUGCUACAAUGAUAACUGCUUUCAUGGUGGGUUUUAAGUCUCGAGUUCAGCCUGACCUUAGUUUGUUCCUUUGGGGUCUAGAGUCAAAUGUGGACAUGCACCUGGGCUAGAAGGUUACGUAAAGAUUGGAAAUGGUCUAGAAUAGCUGAUUUGUCUUGAUCUCACUCUUACUUAAAUUAUAAAGCCUGGUAUUCAGGUCUUGACUCAUUCCGUCACACUCCAGUGUUGAGGAAUGGAUUCCUUAUGGCGUAUGUCCUCGUAUGACUGAAGUAAUGAGAAAAAUAAAAAAAGUACUUAUGAAAUGGGAAUGGUUUAAAAUGUAAAGGAUUAUAGCCCUUCUAAUGAAUUUAUGUAAGUAACUCCUAACAAAACAACAAACUCCCCAUUCAAAAAAGUGCCUUAAUUGUAAAAAAUAAAAAAAAAGUAAUCAAGAAUUAUUAGAUCAGAAAGGGAUUUUCACUAUUCAUAUAACUUUAAAUUUUGAGAACUCAGUAAUUUCUACAACCCUUAAUAUGGGUUAUAUAAAAAUGUUAGGUGUGAGAAUUCCUUUACAAAUCUGGUGGCCAAUUUAAUUCUUGCAACAAACCAAGAGCAAAAUACAAGUGAUGGGAGGAAUGGGUGAAAGAGAAAACAAUAUUCCCUGCAGUGUUUCCCCUUUUCUUUUUGAAGCUUUAAGUCUUGAUUCUUCCAAAUAUUGUAGUUUCCAUCCCUUUUAAAAGUUCAAAAGUACAAGUUUGUAAGCUCUUAUUGCCCAGGAUCUCCCUCACAACAUAAGGUGCCAAAUUGUAUAGUGCACAACUACUUAGUAUUAGGUAUUCUCGUUUUUUUUAUUAUUUUUUUUUCUGCAUUUCAUAUGUGAAACUUGUGAAUGUCUGGGACCAAUUUUUGAGGAAAUCUUGUAAGUGCCUAAGUUUUUCCAUAGUUGAUUUUUGGUAGUUUUAAAUAAAAUUGAAAAUCUA
This is a messenger RNA of Macrobrachium nipponense, 7876 nucleotides long. Its product is annotated as mitogen-activated protein kinase kinase kinase 1-like. Gene Ontology annotation, molecular function: zinc ion binding; protein kinase activity; ATP binding. NCBI's taxonomy places the organism in Eukaryota, Metazoa, Arthropoda, Malacostraca, Decapoda, Palaemonidae. The record is from RefSeq and is a predicted model, not a curated record. Gene Ontology annotation, biological process: protein phosphorylation. The transcript is spliced from 13 exons. Bases 60 to 5087 code for a protein of 1675 amino acids.